Messenger RNA from Sporisorium graminicola, 2814 nucleotides. RefSeq lists its product as uncharacterized. Gene Ontology annotation, biological process: DNA-templated transcription; regulation of DNA-templated transcription. NCBI's taxonomy places the organism in Eukaryota, Fungi, Basidiomycota, Ustilaginomycetes, Ustilaginales, Ustilaginaceae. The transcript is spliced from 2 exons. The record is from RefSeq and is a predicted model, not a curated record. Bases 1 to 2814 code for a protein of 937 amino acids. Gene Ontology annotation, molecular function: zinc ion binding; DNA binding; DNA-binding transcription factor activity, RNA polymerase II-specific.
AUGCCAUCCUCGCCGCAUCCACACCGUGCACCGGCACAUCAACUGCAACAUCCAGAUCACGCCUCAUACUCUCCAUCACCGCGAUCAACUCCCCUCUACUCGUCAACCGCACGCUCCUCGCAACUCUAUCGCAGCACAUCCAACGCAUCCAGCCCGGAAGCAUUCAGCGAGCACGAUCCGAACAAGAAAGGUGUCAGCGACUAUCCAGGAUCCUCCUCUAGAGCAGCAUCUACCUCCCGUGUGUCUUCAGCAGCCUACGAUGCAGCUCAAUUAGCUGGCCCCUCGCCAUCCAAACGUCGCAAGGCAUCUUACGACUCUCCCACUCUGCCUUCUGCAUCACAUUCGCCGGGACGCACAGCCAAGACGGCAGCCAUGGAAGCCGACGCCAAUGCUGCCGAUGCCAAGGGGUCUACCAGGGUAGCCAAGGCAUGCCAACCAUGCAGCACCAAGAAGCGUAGAUGCGACGGUCGUCAACCAGAGUGUUCGGUGUGCCAGGUACUUGGAACGCCUUGCACCUACAACCACACUGGUCUAAAGCGAGGACCACCUAAAGGCUUUCGUUCGGGGCCCAAAGAGUCGGCAAGGGCCAAGCUGGUUCGCACGCUCGAAACCACGAUUCGCGAUCUUGUUAACCAUCUCGGCAAAGAGGAAGCAGGUGCCGAGAUUGUGCGUGUUGCGGGAGAGCGCGAGCUCGACGUCGCCGAAGCGCAAGCGAGCGAGAGUGCCAGCCAACGAGACAACUCAGACGCUCGCAAGCGUGCCAGCAGAAACGCAAGCUCGAGGAUCAAGAUCGAGCACCUCACUUCCAAUGAGACGUCGACAAGUUCAUUAAACCCAGCGCGCAACUCGGAUGGCGAUGCGGACGACCCUGCUGCAGAAGCCGAAGAGGAUGUCAUCGGUGAAACGCGUCAAGGCGAGCUCGUGUAUCGCGGAUCGAGUUCUGGUAUUGGUAUCUUGCAGCGUCAGCAUCGCGCCGAAUCACCAGCUCCGGGCGUGGGCGUGGCAGUUAGCCGUUCGGUGGCGUCUAGCUCAUCUGCGCCUUUCGCCGCACGAUCGCGCGAGACUCGUGGUACCGGCGACGCUGCCGCUCAUUCCAAGGCUCCCGUUUUUCUUCCUAUCUCAUCGCCUCGACCAAUUGGCGACAACGAAACAGUCAGCUCUCACGAUCGCUCUCCGCGCGUGAGCAAAACUACUCCGAGGAGGGACGCCACCAACCGCCAGGCCUUGUAUCCGGGCUCGAGUCGCGAUGGUCCCAGUGCUGCCAGUCAUGUCUCGAGCGAGGAUCCGAUCGUCUCAGAUGAGGAGAAUGACCGCCUCUUUCGGUAUUACUGGCAGGGAUUUCAUCCGUUCUAUCCGAUCUUGUACAAGCCAUGGUUCGCUGGUUUCUCGCGCAACGAACUGCGCAGCAGUCUCGAGCCUAGCCUUCUGUUCGCCAUCUACGCCAUAGGAGCUUGCGUCGUGCCUGGCAACGCAUCUCAAGGCUCGACGGCUCAGCCCGAGAUCUCGAAGCACAAACUCAACCUUGAGCGAGCGCAGCUUUUCUGUCAAGCAGCCGAGAGUUAUGUUUUCGCCAAGGGCUUGCGGCCCGACGUUGCAUCCAUUCAGACGUGCUGGCUGCUCAGUCUGUACUCGCACGGCACGGGGGACCUGUCGCGAGCAUGGAACUUUCAGAAUCUGGCGAGCUCGAUGGCGGUGGACAUGGGGUUGCAUCGCUGGCCCAUCUACCGUCCCGAGAUCGUGCAGGAUCGGGUUCAGCGUGAAACGCGCAUCCGCAUCAUCUGGCACUGCUACAUUAUCGACAAGCUGCUGUGUGCCGAGAUGGGACGUCCUGUGGGGUUGCGGGCGAAGGAUAUCGAUGUGCCGCUGCUCUCGGAGACCGAGGAUGACGAGUUCGAGCUGUGGUCGGAUCAGACCGAGAUGCAGUCGGCAGAGCAGGUUGGGGCGGGUGCAGCGUCGCUGCGUCGUCUGCAUGCGCCCUCGUGUCUCAACUGGGGUGUGCAUCUGUUCAAGAUUGUGGAACGCAUUCUGGAUGAGGUGCACUCGCUGCGACGAAAAGCGUUGCUGCGACGCCAAGGCAAAGAGCUGGUGUUGGCGGACCUGGAUCGACAGUUGACCGACUGGAAGGAGAAGCUGCCGCCGCACUUGCAUUUGGACGACAGCAGCAGCACCAACGACGGGCCGUUCCCGAGCUUCUUUGCGCUCAAUCUGUGGUACUAUACGGCGCGGCUGUUGCUGCAUCGGCCGUUCAUCCCGCAAGAAGAGGGGCUGGCCAUGUCCAAGGUACUCGAAAACGACAGUUAUCGACAGAGCACGCUAGCAGCCAACACGAUCUGCGAUCUACUGGAGGCGUCGUCGCGCGACAUUGUCGAUCGCCUUUCGACGGACUUGGGAUACUGUCUGUUUACGGCAGCGGUGAUGUUUGUGUUCAAUGCGCGGUUGCCGGAUUCUAGGAUUGCGAGCGAUGCGAGGAGGCGGUAUGGGCUGUGUAUGCAGUGGCUGAAGAAACUGGCGGAUACGUGGCCUGCUGCGUCGGCGCAUCGGCUGCUGUUGGAUGGGUUUGCGGUCGUGGGCGAGGACGCGUCGAAGCAGGGGUCGGACGCGCAGAGGCGGCGACCGAGCAUUGCGGCGCUGCAGGUAGCAUCGGGGACGGGGAUGGCGGCGUCAUCUAAGGUGUCGAGCUGGAUUGCGGAGACCGAGGGGGCGUUGCAAGGGGCUGGGGAGGAGCCGGGUCCAGGCGGGUCGGUCGAGCGGCAACAGGCUGGUGCUGGGCAGGCACUGCCGGGUCUACAGCUCCUGCAUCGUUUAUGGGGUUGA